Molecule: messenger RNA, 1063 nt
Organism: Pocillopora verrucosa
Lineage: Eukaryota; Metazoa; Cnidaria; Anthozoa; Scleractinia; Pocilloporidae
Product: trans-1,2-dihydrobenzene-1,2-diol dehydrogenase
Molecular function (GO): nucleotide binding
Source: RefSeq, a predicted model, not a curated record
AUGGCUUCCAACAGUACGCGGUGGGGCAUAAUGGGCGCUAGUCGAAUUGCUCACGAUUUCAUGGUGGCAUUAAAAACAUUACCAGAAAUCGAACACACAGUAGUUGCAGUAUCCUCUCGUUCCCUAGAGAGAGCAACUGAAUUUGCAGUGAGACAUAAAAUCGCAAAAGCAUACGGUUCUUACAAAGAACUCGCGGAAGACGAAGAUGUGGAGGUUGUUUAUGUCGGUACUAUCCAUCCAGAGCAUGCACCGCUUUGUAAACUGGCACUUAGUCACGGAAAGCAUGUCCUUUGUGAAAAACCCAUUACCCUGAAUCUUAAGAACACCAAGGAAUUGUUUGAUCUGGCGAAGGUGAAAGGACUUUUCAUUAUGGAGGCACUAUGGACAAGAUUUUUUCCACUUUAUGCGGAAGUUAAGAACCUGGUAGACUCAAACAUUCUCGGAGAGAUUCGAGUUGCUAUGGUUUCUUUUGGAAUAAGCGCAGAUCAUGUAGAACGCUUACAAGACCCUGCCAUGGGUGGAGGUGCACUUCUGGACGUAGGAAUAUAUUGUUUGAAUAUUGUUGAUAUGAUAUUUGGUGGUCAAGAACCUACAAGUAUAUCUGCCAUGGGUCAGAAAACACCAGCUGGUGUAGAUUCGACGGUAACAAUAACAAUGCUUUAUGCAGAAAACAGAACAGCUUCAUUAACCAUAAGCAUGGCUGCUCAGCUUCCAAAUGAAGCUGUAUUUGCAGGAUCACAGGGAUCACUUACAAUUCAUUCACCAUUCCAUUGUGCAACCAAAUUUACAUCACCAGCUGGAACAAAAGAAUACCCUUUACCAAAGCCCAGUAUGCCUUUGAAUUUUGUGAACUCUACAGGAAUGAGAUAUGAAAUUGAAGCUGUCAGAAAAAGUUUAUUGUCUUCUGAAACACAGAACUCCACCAUGCCCUGGAGUACAACUGAAAGAAUUUUUCGUUGGAUGGAUGAGAUUCGCCGACAACUUGGAGUUGUUUACAAAGAAGACAUUUAGAAAGACCUUUUGGGUUUCCUUGGAAACAAGAAUCCUCUGUACCCACCCACCC